This is a messenger RNA of Raphanus sativus (radish), 368 nucleotides long. Its product is annotated as thioredoxin H1-like. NCBI's taxonomy places the organism in Eukaryota, Viridiplantae, Streptophyta, Magnoliopsida, Brassicales, Brassicaceae. Gene Ontology annotation, molecular function: protein-disulfide reductase activity. The transcript has 2 exons. The annotation marks the transcript as partial. The record is from RefSeq and is a predicted model, not a curated record.
GUGGUGGUUGAUUUCACGGCUUCUUGGUGUGGACCAUGUCGUUUCAUAGCUCCAUUCUUUGCUGAUUUGGCUAAGAAACUCCCUAAUGUGAUUUUCCUGAAGGUUGAUAUUGACGAAUUGAAGUCAGUGGCGAGUGACUGGGCCAUUGAGUCGAUGCCGACCUUCAUGUUCAUGAAAGAAGGAAAGAUUGUAGACAAAGUUGUUGGGGCCAGGAAAGAUGAGCUUCAGUCUACUAUUGCCAAACACUUGGCUUAACUACACCCUUUUAGCUUUGACAUGUCUUCUGUCUUAAGACUAUUAAGUCAUUGGUUAAUUCCUUUCUAUUUACUCUUGAGAUGUUAUGACUUUGUUCCCGCCUUUGUUAUGAA